Molecule: messenger RNA, 1572 nt
Organism: Carcharodon carcharias (great white shark)
Lineage: Eukaryota; Metazoa; Chordata; Chondrichthyes; Lamniformes; Lamnidae
Gene: nhp2
Product: NHP2 ribonucleoprotein homolog (yeast)
Exons: 4
Coding region: 127-594 (155 amino acids)
Biological process (GO): snRNA pseudouridine synthesis; rRNA pseudouridine synthesis
Cellular component (GO): box H/ACA snoRNP complex; nucleolus
Molecular function (GO): box H/ACA snoRNA binding
Source: RefSeq, a predicted model, not a curated record
UGCGUGCCUGUCUUCCGGUAGCCCGGAUGUCCGGCGGGCUUCCCCCCCCCACCUCCCUCUCUGCCUGUCCGCCUGGUUGCCAUGAGGUGAUUGUGCACGGUGCUUCUUCAGAGAGACCGGGAGAGAAUGAAGUCCCCCAAGUCCCCCAAGAUAAAGAAGGAGAAGGUGGACCGGGUGGAGUAUGAGGAGACGGAGAAAACCUACGAGGAACUGGUGGGGAGCGUCAAUGCGAUUGCCCAGCCGCUGGCCUCCAGGAAACUGAGCAAGAAGCUGUACAAAUGCGUGAAGAAAGCUGCAAAAGUGAAGCAGAUACGCCGUGGAGUGAAGGAAGUUCAGAAAUUCAUCAACAAAGGGGAGAAGGGGAUUGUCAUAUUGGCUGGUGAUACUCUGCCGAUUGAUGUUUACAGCCACCUACCAAUCUUGUGUGAAGAUAACAACCUUCCUUAUGCUUAUAUCCCUUCCAAAAUGGAUCUGGGAGCUGCUGCAGGAUCCAAAAGGCCAACGUGUGCGAUACUGAUCAAACCUCAUGAAGAGUACCAGGAAGCUUACACUGAGUGCUUAGAUGAGGUGCAGUCACUAAACCUUCCUGUAUGAAGAAAGACUUCAACAAGACUCUUAACCAUCUGCGAUGGACAUUGAAUAUGUUGUCACAAUAUGCUGCACUGGAUGAAUGAUAUCUGUGAAAUGGAUAGUUUCUUCCUGCCAGUUGCAGAAUUAGUUAUUUUCAAUGCUUAUUAAGUUUUUUUUUAUAUCUGAAAAAGAAAGUUGCCUGUUUUCUUUGAGUUCUGAGGGUUGUUCACUUGGCUUAGGACAAUGUCAAUGAAACUAAAAAUCCUGGGGCUAAUAUUUUGGUUUGGGUGAACAUUGGAUGGGUGAAGAUGAUUGUGUUGUUUGUCUGAUAGCAUCAACAAGAGCCACAAACCAUUUCAGUGAUUUGGUCUCGCCUAGUAAUUUUGGUGAGUUACUAGUGCUUCAACAAGGCUGAUCUGCAGCUCAGCUUUCUUGAGGUGGGGGAAAUUUGCAGAGCCACACUAUCAGUAUUCCUUUAAAGGGGUAACAAUCCUGAGGGGUGGAAAACUCUGAGCAACCAGCAGCAGGCAAGAGGAGUUGCAUUACUCCUGGCCUAUCCCCCUUAUAAAGAGUGACACUUUUUUGUUGCUGUUUUUGGAACCGCCUUCACUGGUUCCUUUAAGGAGAGGGCCUGACUGCUGUAUAUUCAGUGCCAUUGGAGUUCAACAAAUGGUUUGGAACCCCCAGCUCCUGUUUAUUGUUCUUGUAUAUCGCAAAAGAAUCUCAUUUUUUUGUGAGAUAACAUAAAAUACCAUUCAGAUUAAUGUGUUCACUUUAAAACGAGUGAGGGUGUUUCAAUAUGUGUCAUGGCCUAGUGGCAAGAAUCAUAAAUAUUUCCAAUUCAUCUGUCCAGCUUGUCAGGUUAUGUAAAAUCCACUUGGAAAUUUCUCUUGUACAAGUUAGAUCAAGAGUCUCACUUUUGUACUGGCUACAGCGAUUUGGUAAAUAUUUUUAUCCUUUGUACAAAGUUUGCAAAAGGCUUUAAUAAAAGAAAGUGAUUAA